Triticum urartu is the source of this 1533-nucleotide messenger RNA. RefSeq lists its product as uncharacterized. Gene Ontology annotation, biological process: regulation of DNA-templated transcription. NCBI's taxonomy places the organism in Eukaryota, Viridiplantae, Streptophyta, Magnoliopsida, Poales, Poaceae. Gene Ontology annotation, molecular function: DNA-binding transcription factor activity; DNA binding. The record is from RefSeq and is a predicted model, not a curated record.
AUCAAAGCUCGGAGAAUUUCCACUAUACCACACUGCAACUCGGCCCAAAUCUAAGCAACGCAAACUCACAUGCACAUGCACACCGCGUAAUUAGCUCCCACCCCGCCGAUCCAUAUAAGACCCCCGCCACUCCCUCCACUGCCCUCUCGCCGGCCUCCUCCCCCACCCCCACCGAUCAAGUCACCAUCUCUUCUCCGGCCACCGUGUCCUCCGAUCAGGUCAAUCCCUCUCACAUCGCCCGCAUAGCUCCCCGGCUGGCCGUAGUCUGAUCGAUCGCUGCAGAAGAAGGAUCUGUGAACGAGGAUGUUGUCGUCGCACCCGCACGAGGCGGCCAUGCUGCCGUACGUGCCGCGGCCGCCGUCGCUGCUGGUGGACCGCCGCUACAGCACCGGCGCCGAGGUGGCGCCCAACUGCCCGCGCUGCGACUCGCCCAACACCAAGUUCUGCUACUACAACAACUACAGCCUCAGCCAGCCGCGCUACUUCUGCAAGGGCUGCCGCCGGUACUGGACCAAGGGUGGGUCUCUCCGGAACGUGCCCGUCGGCGGCGGAUGCCGGAAGAACCGCCGGGGGAAGUCGUCCGUGCGGUCGGCGUCCGACUCUUUCUCCGGCGUCCGCGACGCCACGUUCGGCCAUGGAGGGUUCCCCGGCCCGCUCCGGCCGGACAUGGUCCUGGAAGGCAUGGUCGGCAACCCGGCGAACCCUGGCCAGGUGAUGCACGACGUGCCCACCGCGCCCGACGGCUCGUCCAUCGACCUCGCAAUGCUCUACUCCAAGUUUCUGAACAACCAGCAACCGGCCGGCGACGGUAGCCUUGUCGGCUCCGUCACGCCGGAGUCGGCCGGUGGGCACGUCGACGAGACGUUCGACACGUUCAGCGCCUCCAGCGACAUGAGCCCCGCCGGCGUUCUGGCGCCCGCGCAGUUCGACGCGAGCCCGGACGGGUUCCUCGAAUGGUCCCGACCGGUGAGCAGCGCCGACCCAACUUGUACGGCCAGCCCAGCUACCGCAACCACCAUGCUGUGCACCGACGAGAGCGUGCAAGCUGCGCUCGGCGAGCUCAACUUCGCCAUGGAUCAGAGCUGUUUCGACUCGUUGGGGUUGCCCACGGACGGUGCCGCCGCUAACCUCUCGUCGUGGUGCUCGAUCGUUCCGAGCUUGUCGACAUGGGAGGAGCCCAAGUACGACUCGCUUGAUUCGUUCCCUGACGACACCCUCAGCCUCCAUGACGGAAUCCUUGCUGCCGAUCAUGACUGGAGCGCGGAUUGCCAAGGAUUGGAAGCUCUCUACAUGCCGUAAUUAUAUAUACAGUUACAAUGAUUUUUUUUGGCUAAUUUGCUGUUAUUUUUGUCAGUUUGUCCCUUUUUACUUUCUUUCAAUUUGGUUUGGAAGAAUUAUUAUAUAUACAUACAUAGAUAUAAUGUAUGUUCUGAAGAGAGGAGUGAGGCGGUAAUGAAGUACUCAUAUGUGAAGAAAUUAAGGGUCGGUAUACUUGUGAGAUAGAUGUUGAAAAUAUUGGAAAAUAUUUGAUUA